AUGGCAGUGAUGAAUGAAGCUCUAAGGUCCUGGGAAAGAUGUAAUGUGAACAACGAGGGAUCUGGAUGUGCCGACUUCAAGCAGAGCCCCCCAGAGCCAAGCGGUUUGGAGAAGGACAGAAAGGAGGUUUUGCAAGAGUACAUCAGGCGCCUGAGGGCAGAACAGGCCUCUCUGAAGCUCCCCGCCUCAGGGACAUCGCCCAGGAUUGACUUUGCAGCAGCCAGAAUCAACGCGGGGAUUGUAGCCAAAGUAGCAGAGGUGCAGAGAGCUUUGAGUGAUGUUCUCACCCCGGAGGCGGCAAGUCCCAAGAUGGAGAAGUUGCAUCUGGUGCAAGAACUGCAGACGGCCAGGGAAGCUUUGGCUGACUUAAAUAUCCAGCUGCAUUUAACGGGGAAGGAGAAGCAAGGCCUGGAACUCCAGACGUACACCCUGAAGGCUCAAGAGGCCGCUUGCUUGUUGAUCAUCCGGAUCCUACAGGGGGACUGUGAGAAGAGCCGGGGACAGCAGUCUGGAUCUUCCAGUAGCAGCAGCAGCAGCAGCAGUGAAGACAGUGACCUAAGGGACUACAUUCCCAUGCAUACCUCCAAAGGGACCCAUUUCCGUUUAGCUCAGGAUGCUGGAAGAAGGCAACCUGCUACAGACCCUGAGGCUCAGAUGACUGAACUUCGUGAGACUUCGGCUCGUGCCAUGGUCCAAGCUUACCAGAAUGCCCGGAGGAAACAGGAAGCCCAGGUGCGCCAGCUGGAGAUGCAGAUUGGCUUGAUGAGCCAACGGCAGGCGGGGCAGUUGCAAUCGCUCAUGCGCACCUUCCGGAGGUCAGAAGGCAGAGGAGACGGACGGGCCCCCCAUGCAGGGGUGGCGUCUGUGCGAGGGACACCCAGCCCUGUGGGGGAGGAUCACCAUACCAGAAUGUGUUGUGUGGCAGAUGCUGACCUCAAUGCAAAAUAA
Messenger RNA from Heteronotia binoei (common prickly gecko), 948 nucleotides. RefSeq names its product USH1 protein network component harmonin binding protein 1 (gene USHBP1). The record is from RefSeq and is a predicted model, not a curated record. Lineage: Eukaryota; Metazoa; Chordata; Lepidosauria; Squamata; Gekkonidae. The transcript is spliced from 5 exons. Bases 1 to 948 code for a protein of 315 amino acids.